Molecule: messenger RNA, 1038 nt
Organism: Glycine soja
Lineage: Eukaryota; Viridiplantae; Streptophyta; Magnoliopsida; Fabales; Fabaceae
Product: UPF0047 protein YjbQ-like
Exons: 7
Coding region: 102-884 (260 amino acids)
Source: RefSeq, a predicted model, not a curated record
UAAAUGUCUGCGUGAGGACGAGACUAGACCCGGUUCAUUCAGGCUCGUGCUGUUGCAUAACCCACUCGGGUUUUUGGCUAACACUGGAAAGCAUCAUAAGCAUGCAAGCGACGUCGUUCUGGGUAGCCAAGUUUCCAUUUGGCGUAAGGGCGCAGCAGCACCCAACCGUGAAGAGAGACUCCAUGGCCGAGUCCACCGUCCCCAAGUGGGCCCAAAAAACCGUCAGCUUGCCCCCUCUCCGGCGCGGCUGUCAUCUUGUCACUUCCAAGAUAGUGAAGGAAAUUGAGCAAGACCUCUCCGGCUUCAAGUGUGGCCUAGCUCAUCUCUUCUUGCAGCACACCAGUGCUUCUCUUACCAUCAAUGAGAAUUAUGACUCAGAUGUUCGCGAGGAUACCGAAACCUUCCUCAAUCGGAUAGUUCCCGAGGGGUCAUCUGCGCCAUGGAAGCAUACUCUAGAGGGGCCAGAUGACAUGCCAGCUCAUAUUAAAUCAUCGAUGUUUGGUUGUACACUCACGAUACCGAUUACAAAUGGCAAGCUUAACAUGGGGACAUGGCAGGCACAUUCAAGGAGUUCAAUCAAUGCUUCCAUUGUCGAUAGUGUUCCAAAAGUAGUUGUCUCCAGCAAUGUUGUUAAAUGGCAGCACCAUGGCGGAAUAGUGUGGUGGAUUUUUCCAGACCGCCAUAGGCAAUUUGUGAAGGGAGGCCUGCUAUGCUGGUGCCAUAGGCCGCAAUGGUGUGUUUAUAUGGUGGAAUUUUGGCCUUCCGCUAUAUUCUGCCAUCUGUCAUUGAUAACACUGGUCUCCAGUAAUUCACUAGUGAUGCCAUAUACUGGGAGAGGGAUAUAUAUAUAUAUAUAUAUAUAUAUAUAUUUCAUUAUUUCAUAAUGAUUGAUACAUAAUACUCUAUAUACUAUUUGUGAUUAGGACAAACCUAUUAUUUCACGAACAAAUUUAAAAUCUCACAAUACUGUCCUUCAGGAUCUGUAGUUCUCACAUUGCAUAUUUGAAGUUUAUAUAUCACUGUAUGACAUUUCAUCCA